Messenger RNA from Styela clava, 1650 nucleotides. RefSeq names its product nucleoporin Nup43-like. The record is from RefSeq and is a predicted model, not a curated record. Gene Ontology annotation, molecular function: protein binding. Gene Ontology annotation, cellular component: nuclear pore outer ring. Lineage: Eukaryota; Metazoa; Chordata; Ascidiacea; Stolidobranchia; Styelidae.
CCACUUUGCCGCUAAUUCUGAAGCCCGUUUUGUUUCUUUCUGUAUUUUACUUCCAGAUAUUUUGCCCUUAUCUCUUUUUAUUGCUAUGGGUGAUUCUCAAUACGUGAAAUUUGUGUCUCAAAAAAUUAAUAAAGUAAGAUGGAGGCCCACUCGAUCGAGUCUACAGAAACCCGACGUUUUUAUAACUGGGAGCUGGGAAAACAAGACAAAUACAAUCAAUGUUUGGUCGGUGCAAGGAGGAGACGCCAUUGAAGAUGAAAACUUGGAAACUGAUAAGUUGAGAUGCGCUCAUAAAUGCAGAGUACCAGGUAAUAUUGACUCACUCACCUUCGCUGAUCCAGACACAAUCAUUGCAGGAUUGGGGAAUGGCGAUGUUGUUCUGCUUAAAUAUUCUGUAUCACAGAUGCUGGAUAUAGUACAAGAGUGGAAAGGAAUACACCAUAUAUCUGGAAAUGGAAUACCAUGUACUGGGGUUGAUGCCAGUAUACCUGAUUUUGUCACUGUUGGAGAAGAUGGCAAUAUUAAUUUGAUGAGAAUUGGAAGCGAUAGGCUACUGAGAAAACUUGCCAAAGCCGACAGUUGUCCUAUUACUGAUGUGUGUUUUGUGAAACAAAAUGAAAUUUGCACUGUCAAUAAAAUGGGUCAAUUACGUCUCUGGGAUUUAAGGAGUUCACAAGAUAGUCCUUCACGAAUCGUUGUAACAUCAGAAGAACUUGUUGCGCUAGAAUCUGUUUGCCGACAUCCUUCUCGACCACACAUCCUUGCCGCAGGUGGGGCCGAUGGAUGCGUUACUACCUUCGAUAUUAGGAAAGAAGUUGCACCCGUAACAAAACUUGAAGUUCACGAUCUUGAAGUAUGGGAGGUUCAAUUCCAUCCAACGUCACCCGACAACUUGUUUACAUGCUCUGAAGAUGGUGCAGUACGCAGAUUAGACAUUACUUCAGAAUUAAAAAAUCAGGAUUCCUUAAUUUCUGCUGGUAAUCGACCUCCAGUUGAUGUCUUAGAACUUUUAAACUGCCACAAUAUGGCUGUUAAUUCUUUGAGUAUAUCAGGGAGCAGACUUGUAUGCGGUACAGAUUCAGAAUCUGUGUAUGUGAUUGAAAAUAUCCAGUGACACAACCAAGAAUGUUGAAAUUGGAUUUCAUGUGAUGGAAAAUUGCCAGCUUUGAUACGUAGUAAUGAGGAAAGGAGAAUUAAACUCAUCUGUCCCAUCAAACGCACUUUUUUGGGGAGAGAAUCUACUGUGUUAAUGAGGCAAAAGAUGUUCACUGCAGUUAAAGGGACCGAUUAUCGCAAUAUGUGUUUUAGAAACCUGCCCACUAUAUUUAUUCCGACAGGUGCCGUUUUUUCAGGCAACUUGAUGAACAAUAAAAUGGUUGCUUGUAUAGUAGUGUAUACCAGUACUUUUUUUGUCCAACAUUCUCCUGACUAGUGUUUUGCACUGAAACUAUGGACAUGCUGAAGAAGGCGAAAAAACUAUCAAUGGCAGUAGAUUGGAAAUUUGAGUUCCAGGAAAAUUGUCAAAAAGUAUCCUAAAAUACACAGCUGAUCCUCCGUCGGCCAAUUUGCUACUGGUAAAUGAGGUCCCAACUGUUGAGAGCCGAUAGCACGGCUUAUCCUGUUUCAAAUUACAAAAUUCCUGAUUGUGAG